CUUAUGGCCCACUCUGAUAGGCCCUGUGUGUGUCACAUUGGGGUGUUACCUUGACUACUCAGGGCCCCGUCGUCUCAGUUCCUCCCAUCAUCUCUGACAGAUAGAUAGCAGGAAAAGAAAGUAUCAGCUCCGUCCCUCAGCUACCACUCAAAACUCACACAGCCGUACAGAUACUGGCGACCGGACAAAAUGAUCCCACUGCCGGCAUGGAUGCUGUUGAUAGUAUUGCUGAGGACAGGAUCAGGUUCGGAAGUGAUACUGCAGGAAGAAAUGGCCGUCAUGCUUUAUCCUGAGAUCCUCAGUAUAGUGACUAUUGAUUGUUACUGCGGUACCUUCCAAUGUGACACUGUCUACUGGUUCCACAGUGUUCCCGAUAAAAGCAAAGUACAGUUUCUAGGAAAAUGCAACAACGCAGGCCGUAGUAGCUAUGAGAAAGAUGUGGACCAAGCACGAUUCGUAUUUGAAAAGAAAGGACAAACGAACUUUGUGCUGCGCAUCCGCAAUGUGACAGAAAAGGACAGAGGGAUGUAUUCUUGUGUUCUUAAGGACAGGAAAAUGGCAGAAAUGUGGAAGCUUGGGACUUUCCUUCAGCCGGGAGUGAUCCCGCCAACAUUACCUCCUAAGACGGAACCCAAAAGGCCAAAGAUCCCAGUCUGUCGCUGCCCUAAGAAGAAUACUUCACAGGAUGACUGUGGCUCCCUGAUUUUGUGGCCAUCGGUUGGAUUUAUUGCGGCCCUGGCUCUUGCGCUCAUCUGCACGCUGUACUACUUCAGCAGGCUACCCAAAAAAUGUCGGCAUCACUUUGCAAAGAAUAAGUAUACGACCUAAAGCACUGCAUCUACAGCCUAUGUUUAACUCAACUUGCUUCUGUGAUUGCAGUGGCUGAAGUGCUUCACUUGAGCGGACGUCCAGUGGACAGAGGGAUAUGAUUCAGCUUGAAGAUCUAUUCUGCUAACAACAUGUCGGGUUUAUUUACAGUGAAAUAUGCACUCAGUCAGAGAAGAAUUUUGUGUUUUCAACAGCAGUAAACAUGUAACAUAUUGUACUAUACAUAGAUUACGAGACAGCUCCAGAGCAAUACCAACUUCAGAUCGAGGCUAUGUGAUGUAACAAUAUUUUUGAUUUAUCAGUUAACAAUAUCCAGAUAACUUCAUCAUUAAUCAAGGUGCUUUUUCAGCUCAGCAGGUUUGUGAUCAGUUGCUUUGAUUUUUAGAUUAUUGUUAAAUCAGAACAAAACAGGGUAGUGUUUCUCUCCCCAAACCUUAUCUGUUUAUACAUAAAAGCAUGUAAGCCACAAAACAGCUAAAUUGAAAUGAAGUAUUUUCCCAUUUCCCUUUUGCUCUCUUUUGUAAUUGUUUGUAUUUUUGUGUUUCACAGCAUUUUUAAGUGUUUUCUCAAUUUUUAAGAAUCAUCUGUUUAGAAGAAAACAGCACUGUAAAGUACAUUUUUCUAUUUCCAUAUUUCUGUUAAAUCAAUAAAAUUGUAUAUUUCCAAUCA
Molecule: messenger RNA, 1497 nt
Organism: Dicentrarchus labrax (European seabass)
Lineage: Eukaryota; Metazoa; Chordata; Actinopteri; Moronidae
Gene: cd8b
Product: cd8 beta
Exons: 7
Coding region: 190-828 (212 amino acids)
Biological process (GO): regulation of immune response
Cellular component (GO): cell surface
Molecular function (GO): coreceptor activity; MHC class I protein binding
Source: RefSeq, a predicted model, not a curated record